Molecule: messenger RNA, 1251 nt
Organism: Monoraphidium neglectum
Lineage: Eukaryota; Viridiplantae; Chlorophyta; Chlorophyceae; Sphaeropleales; Selenastraceae
Exons: 2
Coding region: 1-1251 (416 amino acids)
Source: RefSeq, a predicted model, not a curated record
AUGCCGGGGCCGCUCGCUUCGAUGACGGCGGCAAUGUACGAGCCCAGGGUGGAGUUCUGCCACGCGGCCCCAGAUGCUGACCUGGCGCGCCCCCAGCCGCCCGCGUGGCCAGAGUGGCUCCCGGCGCCCCAGCCCGGCCCCUUCGACCUGGCCGCCUCCCUAUCCGCCCUCGGCGCCACCCUGCGCCGCGGCGCCCUCGGCGGCCCCGCGGCCUCCGACGCCGCGGCGGCCCCGGCGCCCGAGCCGACGCCGCGCGGCGCGCUGGCCGCUGUCGACACCUCAAACACACUCCCCCUGACACUGCCGGCAAGCGCCGCCCCCGGCUCCGCCGCGCCCGGCGCCGGCGCCGGCGCCGGCAUCGGGGCGGAGCAUUCGUUGGUGGCGGUCGGCUGCCGGCACUGGCUUGCAGGGAAGGUAAAGAUUUACGAUUUUGCUGUGUAUGCAGAUGCGCGCGAGGCGCGCGCCGCCCUGGCCGGCGCCUUCACCGAUGCGGCGGCCGGCGGCGUUGGCACCGCCGCCCGCGAGUCACGGGGCGAGCGGCGGCGGCGGCGGCGGGCGACCAAGGGGGCCAACAAGCAUGCGGGGGAGGCGGCGGGGGCGGAUGCGGCGGGCCUGGAGGCGGCCCAGUUUUGUGGCGACGACGGGAAAGAGAGGCAGGCGGCCGCCAGCUGGUGGCAGCCGCUCCAGCUCUCCCUGGGCUGGUGGCCCCAGGAUGAGCAGCAGCAGCAGCAGCAGCAGGAGCAGGAGCAGCAGGAGCAGCAGCAGGCGCGCGCCGGGGCGGCGCCCCUCGAAGACGCCGGCGCGACGCAGCACGCCGCCUGCGCGCGCCGCCCGCGCCGCCUGCUCCCGCGCCGCUCGCGCAAGCAGCCGCCGCGCCUUGAGCUCGCCGCCGCCCACUCUGGGGACGCUGCGCCGCACGCGCCCGGGGGCGGCGCCGCAGCGGCGGCGGCGGCGGGCCUGCCGGCGGCGCUCAAGUCGAGCGGCGACUGCGGCGUGAGCCUGCUGCUGCGCGCGGCGCGCGACAUCCCCCUGGGGCAGCUGCGUGACGAAUACGAAAAGGUGCUAAAGCGCCGCCUGGAGCGCGUCGGCGGCGACCCCUCGGACCCCGCGCUCGCGCAGCUGCUCGGCAGCUUCACAGACCCGCGGCGGCUGCCGGCGGCGGCGGUCGCAGGCGGGGGGUCGGCAGUGCGGCGGGGGGCCAGCAUUGUCUUCACGCGGCAAGGGCCCGUCGUGGAGGCGCGCGUAGGGUGA